AUGGCAAAGGCACGUGUCAAGAAGCGCACUCAUUUGCGUGCGCAGAAUGCUUCAGCUGCUUCCAAGGGCAGCGGUGCUAUUCAGAGCAAGGCGCCUAAGUCCAUGGUCAUUCGUGUCGGCGCUUCUCAAGUCGGUACCAGUGUCAGCCAGCUCGUCAAGGAUGUUCGUCAUAUGAUGGAACCCGACACGGCUGUGCGAUUGAAGGAACGUCAAUCCAACAGACUGCGGGAUUACACAGUGAUGGCUGGUCCCCUCGGUGUCACACAUUUGAUGCUUUUCUCCAAAUCCAGCACUGGAAACACCAAUAUGCGACUCGCUGUGACACCUCGCGGCCCGACCCUCUACUUCAAGCGCUCGCAAAAGCGUCCCCGAAGUGGUGGUCAGGAUCACAAGACACCGCCGCUGUUGGUGAUGAACAAUUUCAAUUCGCCCGAUGCUACCGAGGACUCCAAAGUGCCGAAGCGCCUCGAGACCCUCACAACGACUAUCUUCCAAUCCCUCUUCCCUCCGAUCAAUCCUCAGGCCCAGCCCCUCUCUUCCAUCCGUCGAGUCAUGCUCUUGAACCGCGAGAAGUCUGAAGACAAAGACAACGAAUCCUACGUGAUCAGCCUCCGACACUACGCUAUCGUCACAAAGAAGACCGGACUGUCAAAACGUAUUCGCCGCUUGGACCCUAAGGAGAUUCGCAACAGAGACAAGAAAGCUGCCGUGCCAAACCUUGGCAAGCUCGAGGAUGCUGCCGACUACCUUCUCGACCCGUCCGCUGCUGGUUACACAUCUGCCAGUGAGACCGAGCUGGACACCGACGCCGAGGUGGAGGUUGCUGAGAGCACGACCCGCCGAGUCUUGAACAAGCGUGAAGCCCAGCGCCAGAAGGCUGGUGAGAAUACCGAGAAGAAGCCUACCGUUCCCGGCGUUGAGAAGCGGGCUGUCAAGCUAGUCGAACUUGGACCCCGUAUGAAGCUUCGUUUGAUGAAGGUUGAGGACGGUGUCUGUGAUGGCCGGGUUAUGUGGCACGACUUCAUCACAAAGAGCGAGAAGGAGAUCCGGCAGCUUGAUCAGAACUGGGCUGUGAAGAGGAAGGAGAAGGCGGCGCGUAAGAAGCUGCAGCGAGAGAACAUCGAGAAGAAGAAGAAGGACAAGGCUAAGGCCCGGGCUAAUGGUGAGAAGGUGGAAGAUGACGAGGAUGUCGAUAUGUAUGAGGAUGAGUGGCUCAGUGACGACGACGCCGAGGGCGCUGAAGACUCGGAUGAGAUGGAAGAGUAA
Messenger RNA from Penicillium maclennaniae, 1266 nucleotides. Its product is annotated as Brix domain-containing protein. The transcript is spliced from 3 exons. The record is from RefSeq and is a predicted model, not a curated record. Gene Ontology annotation, molecular function: rRNA binding. The coding region runs from base 1 to 1266 and encodes 421 amino acids. Gene Ontology annotation, biological process: ribosomal large subunit assembly; rRNA processing. Gene Ontology annotation, cellular component: preribosome, large subunit precursor. Lineage: Eukaryota; Fungi; Ascomycota; Eurotiomycetes; Eurotiales; Aspergillaceae.